AGUAUGAAAAAUAAUUGCAAUGUGUAUACCGCAGAUGUACAUUCAGUAAAAGUAGUUUAAUAAUGAGGGUGGAUGUUAUGAAGUAACUAAACGUCUCUGUGCAUAAGAAAAUAUGCGGAUCUCGUCUUGUGCGCGUAAUCGAAUCGCGCAUGUACUGCUAAACUUUGUUAUUCAUAUGCAAUAGUGAUGAACUUACGAAAAGUUUGAUUUAUUAUUCAUAAAUGAAUUCAUUAAGAUAACGCACAAAGAGACGUUAGUUCUUCACUCUUGGCCACUAAGUUUUAUUUGCGGAAUUGAAUUCUCUCUAUUUUUCUGGUGUAUUAUUUAAUAUCCCAAUCAAUAUUACCAGCGAUGAAUACAGACGUCGAGAAACAAUUUAAAGAAACCAAAUUAUUAUUCGAUAAAAUUGGUCGGAUGUUGAAAAUUUUGAAUGCCUGGCCAGUUGGUUGUACAACUAGAGGAUUCAUACUGUUUACAAUUUAUUUCAUUUAUGAAAAUCUUUAUCUUUCUAUGGCGUUCAAUGAUUUUAUUUCAAUUUUUGGUGAUCUUCAGCUUAUGACUGUGAAUCUUUUAGGAACUUUAGUUCAGUUGGUGAUGAUGAUACGAUUGAUUUUCGUAAGAUUUUCAAAAAGCUUAAAGAAAAUAGUUAUCGAAAUAACAGAUAAUUUUUGUGAUAAAAAUUAUCAAGAUCCAAAUGAAAAGAGGAUCUACGUUCAAUACAGCCCAUUAAUAACUAAGUUCUACAAAAUUACUAUGAUAUUUGGUGUUGGGUCUGCAUUCGGCUUCUGCUUAUUACCUCUACAGAAAUGGUUAAUUUCUUGGUGUCUGCAUAAGCCUAUUUUUCUGGAGCUUCCUUACAGAGUUAAAGUAUUUAACUCAAAUGAAUCAUCUUUUAAAGAAUCUAUUCUACUGUACGUUUUUGAAGUACCGUUACCUGUAUCUUCGUUGUUUUAUUCUGCAUCUGUUAACAUGCAAUUUAUAAUAAUAACAAAUAUAUGCGCUCGUAUUGCUAUUUUGACUAGCAGAAUAAAGAAUGUGCGCGGCGAAGUUGAAUCUGUCAGUGCAAUUAAGCGCAUUGUGCUCAAACAUUUGGAAUUGAUCAGAAUAACAAAAAAAUUUGACGAAGUUUGGACACCGGUUUUUUUCAUUGAAACACUUGUUGAAAUUCCACUUUUGGCCCUAGUUAUGUUCAGUGCAAUUCUGGCAGUAGAAGCCAGAGAGACAAUGGUGUUUAUGACGUUAUUCAUUUACGUAGUCGCAGUAUUGGCAUGUAUGUUUGCAAAUUGUUUGAUGGGUGAACUAUUAUUAACUGAACGUGAGCAGUUGUUGGAGGCAUUUUACUUAUGCAAUUGGUACAAAAUGUCAAUCGAGUCUAAACGAUCCUGGCUCAUUUGUAUGGUAAAUUGUGCGAGUAUUCCGAUGCAUAUGACUGCUGGAAAAAUCUACAUAUUUUCAUUCAACGGUUUUACAGGAAUAUUGAAAUCUUCAAUGGGUUACGUAUCGUUAUUACGAACACUAACAAUGUGAAAAUUUUUUUUCAAUAAGCAAUUUAAUUAGUCCAAUUGUAAUUAUUUUUUGAAAUUUACAGUAAUAUAAUUUCAUUAGUAAUACUGUUAAUUGUCAUUAUUUAAUGAAUCGUUUUUAAAAACCAUAUAUAGGGGAGGGAGAGGCAAAAGGGGGUACUUAAGGAAAUA
Microplitis mediator is the source of this 1694-nucleotide messenger RNA. RefSeq lists its product as uncharacterized. Gene Ontology annotation, molecular function: odorant binding; olfactory receptor activity. The coding region runs from base 352 to 1527 and encodes 391 amino acids. Gene Ontology annotation, cellular component: plasma membrane. NCBI's taxonomy places the organism in Eukaryota, Metazoa, Arthropoda, Insecta, Hymenoptera, Braconidae. The record is from RefSeq and is a predicted model, not a curated record. Gene Ontology annotation, biological process: sensory perception of smell; detection of chemical stimulus involved in sensory perception of smell. The transcript has 7 exons.